CUAAUUUAUUUCACUUAAACUUGAAGCCAUUAUAGGUAAAUAUGAGAGAAAAUAAUUCAAAAAUCUAUGUAUUGGAACAAAAAUCGAAAAGUACAUUUCUCAAUGACACAUAAAUAAAAACUCAUUAAAGCAAAAUAAUAAUCGAUAAAUUACACCGAAAACAAUUACUCAUAAUAUGUAAUUAGGAACGGAACGGUUCGUUCGUAAUUAUCAUUUUCACUAAUUCCACAGUUCUAAUUACGCAAGGCAAACAACUAAAAAGAGAACCGCGACCGGGUAAACUAGUACGAGAGCGACGACCGAAAAAGCUAGUCGAGGAGAAUCGCAAUUCAAUUAACUUUAAUUAGUUUUCAGCUUUGAGAGGGGCGAAAUUUAAUCGAUAAAGUUGUUUGGCUUGGCGCUGUGGAACAACGAAAUUAUUUCGGUGCAGAAUUACUUGAUUAUAACCUCGAAAUUAUUGUAUUAUUAUGGACAAUAAGCGGCUGGUGGAAUUGGUGCGGCAAACGCCGCAAAUCUGGGACAGAAAUCGGCCGGAAUUUAAAGACCGGAAUGCCAAGGAACGGGCUUGGGUCGAUGUGGCCGCUCAAAUCGGAGCCCCAGUGUCCAUCUGCAAAGACACCUUCAAAUCCCUGCGCGAAAAGUACCUCAGAGAACGUGAAAAAGCCCAAAACCAGUCGAUCGCGUGGGAAUUCGUGGACCACCUGAAAUUCCUGGACCCCCACAUCGUACCCAGAGCCAGUAUGUGGAACGGAAACGCCCUCAGCGAAGACGAACAAUCCAUAAUGUCCGAUUCGGACCCUACAGAUUUCGACAAGCACUUGAUCGAGAUGGUCAAAAAAGCUUCACCAAUUUGGGACAGAAAUUCGAACAGUUACCCGAGCAAAACUUCUAAAAAUCAACUAUGGGAAGAUAUCGCUUCAAGUUUGCACAAAGACAUUAAUUCCUGUAUGUUACGGUGGAAAGCUCUUAGAGAAAAAUACAUCAGACAAAAGGCCAAGUUUCAAGAAGGCGAAUCUAAAUGGGAACUUUUGGAUGAUUUAAGUUUUCUGGAUAAUGUUAUACAAUAUAGACGGAAACAAAACGAAAUAUAUUCUGGCGAUUCCAUGCCAGGCUUUAGCCGAUAUAAUAACAAUUAUAGAAAUCCAGAUUACAUAAAAUGCAAUGAAUCUUUAGAGGAUCACUCUUACACCGAUUCUUCAAAUGAUUUUCUGGCUAUCGUCAAAGAAGAAAAUACCGUACAGCAAAUGGCCGACAGUUCGUUUCCCAGUCCGAAUUAUAAUAAAAGAUUUAGGCAAAAUUCUGUGAGCAGCUAUGGCGAAGAGAAAAAACUUAAACCGGAAGAGAGCGAGACGAAGGAUAAAACUCCUGAGCAAUUGUUUGGGGAUCUGGUUGCCAGUUUGUUAGCGAAAAAACCUGAAAGUCAGAGAAAUUUGUAUAUGAUUGAGAUAAUGACUGUGCUUUCCAAAUAAUUAAAGAAUUAUUUUUAAUUUG
This is a messenger RNA of Ceutorhynchus assimilis (cabbage seed weevil), 1491 nucleotides long. Lineage: Eukaryota; Metazoa; Arthropoda; Insecta; Coleoptera; Curculionidae. The record is from the annotation of a GenBank genome assembly.